AUGUCUAUGGACACAGAACUGAAGGUCAAAGAAGAGAUAGAAAGAUUUCUCAAAGCAGGAUUCAUCAGACCAGCUAUUUAUGCUGAUUGGCUAGCCAAUAUUGUGCCAGUUCUAAAAAGAAAAACAGGGGCAGUUAGAAUCUGUGUGGACUACAGAAAUCUGAACGAAGCAUCUCCCAAGGAUGAGUACCCUAUGCCAAUGGCAGACAUGCUAGUAGAUGGAGCUGCUCAUAACCAGAUGCUAUCUUUCAUGGAUGGCAAUUCAUGUUACAAUCAGAUUAUGGUGGCAGAAGAAGACAUCCACAAGAUAGCCUUUAUGUGCCCAGUACAUAUAGGUGCUUUUGAAUACACUGUAAUGCCUUUUGGCCUAAGAAAUGCAGGAGCUACUUAUCAAAGAGCAAUAAAUUCUGUUUUUCAUGAUAUGGUAGGACAUUCUCUGGAGGUGUAUAUAGAUGAUGUGGCAAUUAAAUCCCUAGAGGAGGGAAAUCACCUCAAACACUACAUGCUACCAUACACCAUCUACAUCAUUGCCAAGACAGAUCUAAUCAAAUACAUGCUAACAAGGCCAAUGUUGAGAGGCAGAGUUGGAAAGUGGACUCUGGCCUUGACAGAGUUUGCCUUCAGAUACGUUCCUCAUAAAGCUAUCAAAGGUCAAGCUGUGGCAAAUUUCCUAGCAGAUCAUCCAAGAGAAGAAGUCGAAAACAUGGACUCUGUGGACAUAGCAAAUGCAAAUCUGUUGACUAGAGCUCACACUUUCCUUAACAAUCCUAUCUAUUCACUUCAUCUCACACCUUGGAAGCUGUAUUUUGAUGGGUCAAAAAUUGAUAUAGCUUCCGAGGCAGGGAUUGUAUUAGAGGAACCAUUGGGAAUCAGACAUUGCUAUUCUUUCCAAUUAGAUUUCCAAUGCACCAACAACAAAGCUGAAUAUGAAGCUCUAAUUAUAGGCCUAGAAAUGCUGGUGGAGUUAGAGAUCCAAUCUGUGGAAAUCUUGGGAGAUUCCAUGCUUGUCUUGAAGUAG
This is a messenger RNA of Prunus armeniaca (apricot), 1017 nucleotides long. The record is from the annotation of a GenBank genome assembly. NCBI's taxonomy places the organism in Eukaryota, Viridiplantae, Streptophyta, Magnoliopsida, Rosales, Rosaceae.